AGUCUUCUGCUGAUCUUGGAUCAAGGGUAUAGGUUUGGUCGUAGAUAAUGUGGGCGCUUCAGUGACUAUUUCAAAUUUCCCGAACCACAUCAGAAUGCAAGAGCUUAGCAGAUGGCCAAUAUUCAGCCUUCUGGACGAAGAAUUUUUAACUUCUCUUAAAAUAGCGUACGUGUUUGGAAAUGCAGGGAACGAAGCCAUCGUUGUUACAAGAGAUGAUGAUGUUUAUGCUUUAGGAUCAAACGGGAGCAGUUGUCUAGGUGUCGGUGAUGCCCAAAGUUGCCUUCACCCAAGGAAGGUGGAGGCAUUGUGUAAGAAAAAUAUAGUGUCCUUGGCUUGCGGCAGUGGUCCUCAUGUGCUUGCAGUUUCAGGUACGUAUGACCCAGAUUGCUUUUCCUGACCAUCUAUAAAGGAAAAGUAGCAAGUCUUCUACCCAUCCUUAUACAUUUAUUAUGCAACCAUACGUGCUUCAACUAUUUGUGUAGGUAGUUAGGUAGCAACUUUUAAUGAGGGUAACACGUGACAGUAAACAGUGAUGAACUAGUGGCCCUCAAAAGUGUCAGUGACAAAAGCUUGAGAUAAUGUAUGCAUCAUAUUGCUGGUUUGCACGUGAUGUCACAACAGCCAUGUUGGUAGUCAAGAACAAAAGCUUCCCUCUCCUCUGGGAACUUAACUCUAUUUUCAUGUAAAUUCUUUGAGAAAAAAUUAUGUUGUUUUGACCCCCAAUGUGGCUGCCUUGUCACGUGGUUGCAAACCAAGAAUAGGCAUGAGUCUGUACAGACCUACAGUGUACCCUUAUUUUGCUCUCAUCAGUUAGAGAUCAAAAGCUAGGUGAACGUGUAACUCAAUAUCUGGAUGCAACCAGUUACCUGCUGUGCAGCCAUUAUUUAGCCUGCCACUUCUCGCUGAAAUAUGUCAAAUAAUAUGAUAGCUUUAUGCCUUUGUCAUAUCACAGAGGAGUGUAGUGUGACCUGAUCUCCUUUGCAGCCACUCAGGUCAGAGUCAUGCAGUGUUUCCCCUCCCAAAACAAUGAGAGAUAAAUGUAUGUUGGUUCAAAGCAGCUGUGUGGCCAGUAAGUUCCGACAAAUGUAAAACACCCAAAAUACUUUUUUUUAUGUUUAAAAGGAUCAGGUGAAGUGUACACAUGGGGUCAUAAUGGCUACAGUCAGCUUGGAAAUGGGAAUUCAAAUCAAGGGUUAAUACCCUCACCUCUAACAUCAGCAUUACAAUUGAAGCAGGUUGUUCAAGUGGCUUGUGGCAGUCAUCACUCAUUAUCCCUGACAGGUGAUGGCGAGGUAAUUUCAUUUUUUAUGGUAAUCUUAAAAUAUUUCACUGCGGCAGGAUUACAUAACCAUGGCAGGAUUAGCUGACUGCGCCAGGAUUAGCUCAGUCAGUAAUUCAGUAGAGUGCUUGACUGCAGAACAGUAGGUUGUGGGUUCAAUUCCCAGGGGCCAGAACAAUACUCAGGGUCUAAAUGUAACUGAGAAAUAAAGGUACUGUCUUUGCACCGCAAGCGGCUAGACCUUCGCGUGACACAGAUGACCACAUAAAGUGGUAGUACCAUCUCCAGACCCUUGGAGACCUAAAAAUAGUGUCCCCAAUAUAUUAGUACUUUUGUGCAAAAUAUGUUGGUACUCAAAUAGAAAAGUGCAUUUUUUAAGGACCUUUCUGGAGCUUACUCAGUUAUGCCAACUUUCCCAGAUAUAGCACCGAUCUCCCGUUUCUCCUGACUUUUGAGUAUUUCUGUACUUUAGUUUGAAAUUUAGCCCAUUUUUUCCAAAAUAGUACAUUUUCUAGGCCAUUUUUGCACAUAUUUAGUCACUGACAAAGACUAUUUUCAUCAUUACAAUGAUGAAUGCAAAUUCUGAUUGUAUGCACCUCACGUAAGACUUCAUAUAAUAUCCUAAGCCAUUCCAUGACCGUCAUAAUUUGGGGGCUGGGUCGAUUUGUUGGGAAGGCUGUGGUGAGGUUUGUUGAAAUUCGGGGGGGGGGGGGGGGGAGGUUGCAGUGCAAGAGAUAGAGACUGUCUCUUCAUUCAGGGGGGCGGGGGUAGGGCAAGAGAUAGAGUCUCUAGAUUUAAGAUCUCCAGAGAUUCUGACUGUCUUGAAUAUUCUGGCUGAUUCGCACACUAUUGAGGAAUUUUUGACCCCUCAUGUUUUUAUUUCUGUACUUUAGUUUGAAAUUUAGCCCAUUUUUUCCAAAAUAGUACAUUUUCUAGGCCAUUUUUGCACAUAUUUAGUCACUGACAAAGACUAUUUUCGUCAUUACAAUGAUGAAUGCAAAUUCUGAUUGUAUGCACCUCACGUAAGACUUCAUAUAAUGUCCUAAGCCAUUCCAUGACCGUCAUAAUUUGGGGGCUGGGUCGAUUUGUUGGGAAGGCUGUGGUGAGUUUUGUUGAAAUUCGGGGGGUGGGGGGUGGGGGGAGGUUGCAGUGCAAGAGAUAGAGACUGUCUCUUCAUUCAGGGGGGUGGGGGUAGUGCAAGAGAUAGAGUCUCUAGAUUUAAGAUCUCCAGAGAUUCUGACUGUCUUGAAUAUUCUGGCUGAUUCGCACACUAUUGAGGAAUUUUUGACCCCUCAUGUUUUUCAUAGGUUUAUGCUUGGGGUUACAACAACUGUGGACAAAUUGGUCUUGGAACUACAAACAAUCAGACUGUACCCAGAAGAAUCAACUCAGCAAUAAUAGGUGUGAUAAAAGAAAGUAUAUUGUUUACAAGUUUACAUGUUUAUUCUCAAGAUCAAGUAUGUACAAUUAACAAGAACAAUUUGCACUACAUGUAUAUGUUGCGAUCAUCAAUAGUCAAGCCUUUUGUAGGUCAAUAAAGAUGCCACAUUCAUGAGAAAAGGUUUUUAUCCAUGUAUCAGUUUAUUUAGUUUCUUUAGUUAAGGUAGGAUUGAGAAUUAAACCGUCUUAUUUUAACAAAAAUUAACACUGUUCUUGAUAAUUAUACAAACAUGUGACAAACAAAUACAAAUGUACGGGUAGUUUUAAGUGUCGUUCUCUUGAAGAUAACCAGUUUUUAAGUUUUCUUCUUCUCUGGAUCAUUUGAUUUUAAUGCUAAACUGCCACGCUAAUGUUUUCCUUUGAGCAUUUCAUUAAGAUAUCUGCUCAUUAAAUCUUUUUUUAUUAUUUUUCUAAAGGAAGCAAAAAGAUAAGCAUGAUUGCUUGCGGUCAGACAUCGUCCAUGGCUUUGUCAGAUGCAGGGGAGGUAAGAACUGCAAACAAAAAUACAGUUGAACCUCCACAUCUGACCACCUACUAUAAGUGAGCACCUGUUCAAAACACCUAAAUUUUUCCAGUCAAAGCCCCAUGAUAAGCGACUGCAACUACAUUUUGGAUAAACUGCAAGUAGUCCGCCUUUUCUAUUAAGAUCCGUCGGGUUCUCAGACAAAAUGAGUAUGUUGGCUCUGAAAACGCUUUACCCCAGUGACUUUGAAGAAAAUAAAAGUUCUUCCUCUCCCAGCUUAUGCCCUCGUUUCUCAUGGUUCACGGCUUCGCUGCUCACGCGUCUUACCGUAGCAACUUUGAAGACAGUAAGAGGUUGCUUGAGUCUACAUUUUGGACUGAUCGCGAUGGUUUUAUAAAAUUUCCAUUGCUUUUAACCUUUCGUAAGAGACCAAUUGACGUAUGGUGUGAUCUUUUUGUUCACUGUAGUAUGUUUUGCGUCACUCAGAGUAUAUGACGAACUUUCCAUGACAAAAAGUAGAUGCGUCGGAACCUUUUGUCGGAAGAGACCACCUGUGGGUUGAUUCUUGUAAGCGACCACCUCCUGUUAGCAGACACUAAAUCUUCGCAUUGUGUGUAGUCGCGUAUGGGAGGUUGAGCUGUAUGUAUGAGUGUGAAUGAGUAAUUGUGUAUUUGUACGUUUUUGUGGAUCACAAGUUGAAGUAAAAGGGCUAUGAAUUUAACUUUUACAGGGUUACAACAACUCCUAAUGCAAAAGCAUUAUUGUAACUUUUAUUAAAUAAGGUGGGAAAAGGAGGUCUGGUAAGUCUGAAAACCUAAAGUGAAAGAAAAUUGGCCGGCAACCAUGUACAUGUAACUAUUUUUUGGAAAUGGUGCGGUUAUAUCUAACUCUCGGCUUAAAUUUCAUGUUCUUGUUCGGUUUUAGGUAUGGCGAUGGUAAUGCAAUCUAUUGAUAUUAAAGUGGUCCUUUGGACCGUGGGAACUUUGUAGUAUGAGGCAACUAAUGUUAAUGCUACCCCACCCGUCACUGCGCAGAUUGGGUUAGUGACACGUCAUCAGUAUGGAUUUUCUGCGCUCAUUCCUCAGACAUCAAUUCGCAAGAAAACGAGAGGCAUCGUGAAAUGUUGGGUGUUUUCAGAGGCUGCCUUCGACCUGGACAAAUUCUUAACUUGCUAAGAUUAGCAACGAUAGUGGUUUUUGUUUUUCAGCUUUUUGCGUGGGGCUACAAUGGAAAUGGACAGUUAGGAGUUGGGAACAAUGCAAAUCAGCUGACACCUUGUAAAGUCAUUGGACUUGUUGGAACAAUCACCACACAAGUAAGAACAUCCUAAAAAAUAUUCGUGUAAGGGAAAAUGAAAUGAAAAACAUUCAUACACGCCAAGUAACCCUAAAAAAUUUUCAUGCACUUGUCUAAAAAAUUCAUAAAAGGGAAAUCUUAACGGAAAAAAAUUCGUGCGGCUAGAAACUUCCCCACCCCCAUAACUUUUUUUUUUAAAGCAACGUUAAGAUUAGCUAAAAACAAAUUUGCAGGUGCAUCACGCUUUUUUAUACAUUUCUUUACCGACCGUGACGUGCAACGUCUAAUUUCACGGUUUACCGAGGACGUGAACACAAGACAACGACUUUCUCUUUCUUUUUCUACACCUAAAGUCCUUUAGAAUUUAUCUCCAGAGAAACCCACCAAAAUGUGACACCAUGAAAGAGACGGAACACGAGUGAUGAAGUUUGAACCGCGCGAAUUCACGGUUUUUAAAACCCCAUUUACACGCGCUAAAAAAAUCGACACGGCACGCCAAAUUUUUGGCACAGUGCCUCGUUAUGGGCACGGCUCUGAAGGAGGCCCUCCCUCAGAGCCGUGGGGAUUUUAAAACUCAUGACCACGGUGUAAUGUAAACUCUGGCUAUGCAAAUGUGCAGCUUUUAACCCUCACGGCACGGAAUUUUAGCAGUGCACGGUUUCAAAAAUUUGGCGUGCCGUGCCGAUUUUUUUAGCGCGUGUAAAUGGGGUUUCAGUAACGUUUUCGGCACCGCCAACUUACUGAGUCUCAAUUCGACUAUUUUUUAUCGUUAAGUUCCAAUAGUAACGACCCUCGUUGCUUUCGGAUUUAGCACCGUUCUGCUAUCGCUACUCUCGAGGGGUUGUUACUUUUGGAUGGCCAAAACGUGUACUCCACGUAGGCAUUUCAAAAAAUAAAAUGGCAAAAAAUGUGAAAGGAAUACUUUUUGAAAAAAGGUAAUAUAUAUCCUGUACUUAAAAGAGUUUUGAAUAAGAAUGUCAAAACAAUCAUUAUUACUAAACCUCGGAUCAGUGUUCAGGGUAUCUAUCAUACCCGUUAUUUUUGCAAAAAGGGAAAUUUGUUUUGAGGUCUCUACUUUCGGAGGGUCGUUAUUUUCGGGGGAAUCGCUACUUUCGGGAUUUGCUAACCCAAUAAUAUUUUAUGGCGCUUAACUUUCGGAACUUUACGGUAUAAAGGUCACUCUUUUUCCCAUUUACGUCUGUAGAUUGUUUGUGGCUAUGCACAUUCCCUAGCGUUAUCAGACGCAGGAUGUCUCUAUGCUUGGGGUGCAAACUCAUAUGGACAGUUAGGGACUGGGAAUAAGGCACAUCUGGUGACACCAACUAAAAUUGGUCUGGACAAAGGGAGGUAAGAAAAUUUUUGUUCCUUGUGGUGGCAUGCACUUGCUUUUUAACUCUAUGAAGACCCAAUCUCGUUGCUCAUAUGAAAAAAAAAAUCAAUAAAUUGGUUUUAUUAGAAUGGUCUCACUUGAAAGUUUCCCUAAUCCACAGACUCAAGCCCUAGAAGUAUGUACUAAAUAAUUAUAGCAUCAGUUGAAAAUAUCGCAAAGAGGUUUCAUUUGAAUGGUCACAACAUAGGAUGACGUCCACGGACACCAAAGUCAGAACUACAUACUAAAUGAAUAGUACCAUGUGAAAGUGCAGCUGAAAAGUUUCAUUUCAAUGGUAACACCAUACUGAUAGACAUGAAAGUUAGUACUACAUACUAAGUAAAUGUACCAUGUGAAAGUACUGCUGAAGAGGUUUCAUUUGAAUGGUAACACCAUAGGAUUUCGUCCACAGACUUAAAAGUUAAAAUUACAUACUAAAUAAAUAGUACCAUGUGAAAGUACUGCUGAAGAGGUGCGUACAUGCGUAACACCGUGACAACAGCGCGCAGCCCUCAAAUAAAAUAACAGAUUCUCCAAAUAAACAAGUCUUUAAACUACUAAGGAGUAUCUCUCAACGAUCAAUAAACGAAUCAGUUCAAAGUACAGAAAUAGGUUGAAUUCGGAAAGCAUAUGAUCGGAUUCUUUUUUGUUAUUUGUUGUUGUUGGUGAUGUUGAUGUUGUUGUUUCUGAAGUACAUUAGUGCACCAGAGCCAGCUUGUGCACGGGCUAAUGUAUACUAUGCUGGGGUUAAAAGCAAAUCCUUUUAAUUCCUCCAUUUUCCUAUUUUGUUAGCUGUUGUAGAGUGCAUUCCUUUCCUCAACAGAACCAGCAAAUAGCAUAUUCAGCUCAAAUGUACAUUUAUUUUCCAGAUUUGUUGAAAUUGCUGCUUGUCAUUACAGUCAUUUGUCAGCCGCUAUGACUGCUACUGGAAAGGUCUGUAUUCAGUGAAAAAAUCAAAUAAGAGGGUGAAAAUGUCAGGUAACUUUGUAUAUUGCCAGUCUGUUUUUUUAGCUUACUGGCUUAUAGCCAGUAACGCUUUGUGCUAUCGUCUGCGUGAGAAUGAAUGAAUGAAUGAGAAUGAUGGCAAGAUCAUUUCUAUUGGAAGGGACUGGGUGGAUACCUGUUGUAUCCCAUUUUUCUUUAAUCUGUAUUAUAAAGCGUUGUUUUGACAAAGAGGAAUUUGAUGAGGUUAAAUAGUAUAUUAUCCACCGUUAUUUUAAAAACGCAAAGUGUUCGUGGAAAAAAAUAGCGGUCUCCUCAAUUAGUACUAGCUUCUUGUUAAAUAGAUUGUCACUUAAAUAAAGAGUUUUUUAAUUAUAUUUUUCUAUAUACGAUUUCUUUUGCUUAUUUAAGUAAACAGAUGUUAUUAUCGUAGGUUUACAUGUGGGGCCAGUGUCGUGGUCAAGCCGUAACAAGUCCAAUGGAAACAAAGUUCACCAAAGUUGAUAGCAUAUUCGCUUGUUUUGCUUCUCCUCCGUCAAUGUUCAGACCUCUCAUAGUAGGUUAGUUACCAGACUGCUUGGCAAUCAAUUGUCCUGAUUUCAGCACUUGGGAACUUAAUUAAGCAAAGGCGUUUUUGAGCCACACACGUCAACCGGAAGUGACUUUUUACAUUCCUGAGCAGUGGUUUUGCAAGAAUUUUCAGUUAAAUCGUCUCUACAAGUGUAAAGAAACUAAGCAAUACAAAUUUUAAAUGCCUAGUGACCUAUCUUUCGCGCGAUGUCGCGUUGUUAAGGACGUGCAAUGUCACUUCCGGUGGAUGUAGUCAUCAAGUUUAGUCAACGCCACUCGCAGCUAAUAAGUGGCGUUUGUUCUAAGUUAGUAAACCAACUUUCUAGAGUAUGUCGUUGAUAGUAGUCUCUAGAAUACGUGAUACGACUGUUUACCUGUGACAUGAUACAAUUCACCUCAUGUAAGUCUCAGUUUCUCGUUUUUUCGAUCCUUUUUAGUCCCUACUAUCUCAGGGAGCCUGGAAUUUACUAAGUUUCUCUAAGCACUGCAUUCCAUGCGAUUCUACAAGUGUAAAAGGUGUCCAGCAAAUCCUUCUAAAUCAGAGAUUUGGCCUAACUCCUUUAGUUGGUUUAUUAUUGGGCCAUUCCACUGAGAGGGAUAUCCUGUCUCUAAUUAGACAGCUUUAGAUUCUGAGACGAGGACGACUACAGUACGAGUACGAGAUUUUCUCAAUAUUGAGUAUUGCUCACGCGUGAACCAGCAUCAUUUUGGCGGGAAAACGUGAUAGCCGUCGUCAUUCUACUACGAGUUUUAGCGAGAAUGUCGUAGUGGCGGAAACAAGUUAUCAAAUGUUAGAAGUUUUAUCAUUUAUUUUGCUAUCGGGAGAGGGCUUAACCUCCUUCAGUAUAAAUAACCGUGCUAACUUUUUUGGUGAGAGAUUACGCGCAAUAACUUUAAGUUAAAUUUUGUACUCGUACUCGUUCUCAAAUCUAAAGCUCUCUAAAGCAUUUAUGGCCUUCCCAGCCACUCACUCCCCUCUCACUUGUUUUUAGAUCAGGUGCAAGAAAAGAGAGUGGAACAAAGUGUUAAAGAUGCAUUUAAUGACCAGGUACCGGUGUAAAAUGUCUAGCAUUCCGUAACCGCGGUUGUUCUAAAGCUAGAAAGUGCUACCCAGUAGAAAUAUCCGGGCUAUAAUUGACAUUGCCCUCUCACCUCACGGGGCUUUUCUGGGAUAAUGAAACAAAUGAUUUAAAUGGAACAUAACGAGGUUGAAGAAUCCCACCUGGUAGGAGGUGAACUAGUUGGCUAUUUUGUAAGCGUAGCCGAGGAUUUGAACUCGGGCCGGCUCUAACCGUUCGGCCACUCUGCUUCUUACUUAGUGGAUACGUAUUUGAGAAACCAAUCGUGCUAUCCUGUGGAUGGACAUUUAUCCGGCGGAUAAUCUUAUUCAGCUUUUGAACAAUUAGAGGCAGAAAGUAGGCCGGCAGUUGCCUAAAUGUUUGUGCAUACAAACUAGUGUCAUCAAAUUUAACGCGUCACUAAGUGAAUUUCACCCAUGAGAGCAAUGAAAUCAUGGAAAAUUGAAUCUUUGACCGAAUAAAAUGAAAUGCUGUCUCGAAGAAAUUGACUCACGAUCAUCCCCCCUCCCUGAUAUUUCCUUGUCGACCAAUUUUCAUGAAGUUGUGAAAUUUUAAUUUUCCAUGAUCGGUGUAUUUGGUAGAAACGCAGACGGUUUUUUUUUAGUCGCAGUUUCUCUCCACCCGAAAAGUAAGCCUUCACGCCCGAGCCACCAAACGAUUCCUGUGACGGAGAGAAGCCACAAUCCUUAUUUAGUGUGCCGUAAUUUGAAAUUGUCGUUGAAAGGUGAUAAAAGUUUGGAAUGCAAAAGGUGGACGAACACUGUCAAACAAUCCCCUUGUCUUUCCAUCUUUCACGUUUUUUUUCUUCAGGAAACAAGCGAUUUAACAUUUAUGAUUGAAGGAAAACCAGUGUACGUUCACAAGGCCAUGUUGAAAAUAAGGUAGUGGCACCUUACCAGCUUUAUUGAUUUAUGUAUUCCAUAGUAAAGCGUUAUUUAAAUACAAUUCCCCUUGUGUGUACUUUCUUUUAACAUUCUAAUUUUCAUAUGCCUUCGACACGACGGACGUUUCGCAGAGAACUUGCAAGCAAGCAAGCAUUGCGCUGCUUUGUGCGAACAAAGUGCUUUUUGAUAAAGAUAUGAUGAUUAAUUUUGAGCCUGGUGAAUACAUGAGAAGUAUGUUUUUUCAGUCAGUGACAGGGGGGUUGGCGGGGCUUAAUAGAGACAAGGGGCUUAAAGAUGCGACCUUACAACUGCACAUCGCGCAUUGGUAAGGAUGGCUAGCCUGUGGUCGAAUCCUGAACAGGGUGGGGAAGCGGACGGGAGUGGGGGUUAAUUCUGCGCCAACAUGUUCUCAAGUUGCGUAAUUUGUUACAUAUCAUUAAAACAACUCAUUUUCAACAGGUGUGAACACUUCCGUAGCAUGUUCCAGUCACACUGGGGUGAAGACGACAAGGAGUAAGUCUGACUAUUUAGGGUUAAGAAAUUCAAAAGCUCUUUGAUUUCUCGUAAUUCAUCCUGCCUGAAAUCUUUUCUGUAUUCCCGUAAAUAUCAGCAUCAACUCAAGGCUUGUGUUGACAAAAUACAGUGACUUAUAUGAAAUUAUCCAGUCGAGUCUCAACCUCAUUUCUUUGCGUUUGCUCACUGGAGCUAAAUGUAGGAAAGAGCUAUAUGGAUCAUAUGGACCACUUAGGCCCUUACCAUGGAGCGAAGGGGACUGGGGAAAGAAGAGAGACCUUUCCCAGUCAAAACCUAAGAAAGGAGAGAGAUGAAUGUUUAAGGGCUUCUAUUUGCAGGCUGAAAAGACUUCUAAAUGUCUUAAGGGAACAGAAUGUCUCUCUACCAACAUUCUGGAAAGUCAUUGUCGUUUCCCAGGGGAACUUUUUAUUUAAGCUUCUUUGCGAAGAGAGAUGAGAAAUGACGAUCAAAGCCUUUCUUAUUAUAUCUUUUCCACAGUCAGUGGCUUAUUGUUGAAAGAGAUAUUUGUGUGUUCUAAUUACAUUUUGUAUAUUUUUCUUUUCACCUUCUUUCAGUGUGAUAGAAGUCACUCAGUUCAGUUACCCCGUGUAUCGUGCUUUCCUGCAGUAUCUAUAUACUGAUCAUGUACAUCUUCAACCAGAGGACGCUAUUGGUAAGUUGUAUUAAACAUUUAUGUAAAGUUACAAAUCAUGCUCACUGUUGUGAAGCGGUAGUUUUAAAAAAAAUAGCAUCUACAAUCGUAGCUACAAAACAAAAGGCAAAUGAUCGGAACUGUAAAAAAAAGUACUCGUUGUCUCUGUCAUGCGAAAAAAUUAACAACCACUGGCUGAGCUUGCCAAGCACACAGCGGGAAAAAAGGCACACUACAUAAAACCGGUGAGAAGGCUUUCUAUUUCCAAAUUUUGACAAUGAGGUGACGAAAUUAUCUUUGAAGAAGGGCUGAGCUUAAGGACAGAAGAAAACAUUAAACAUUGUAGGGACAAGCCACACGGGCUUUAGUAGAAUUUCUGAUAGUUGCCCUGCCGACAGCUGACUCUUAUUACACGCCGCUUGCCUAAUCCCUAGUCCUCAUUAUUCCGCGCGGCCAAUUCAUUUCGGGUUACGUGAUGAGAUGAGCUGUGUUUCCCGCCCGUUCGCCUUGGAUACGCUCUUUUCUCCAACCACGUUCCCAGGGCGUUUCCUUUAAAACAUGGGGGAGGGGAGGGGCGACUCUUUUCCCACCGCUCUCAUUUUCUAAGGGAAAAGCCCUGAGGACCAGAUUGACUUUGCUUUGCUGGUUGAGCUUCCCUUGGUCCGUGCAAUCUGUCGAUCUCGUGUUUUCCUAACAUCUCCGAGGCGAGAGAGAGAGUGCCGACGGCAAAAACGAUUAAAGACGCCUGCACGUUUUGUGCAUUCACACCUCCGAGAGAAGAGAAAUAAUGAAAACGCGCUUUUGUAUAUGCUUUGAGCUAGUGGAAGUUUUUUUAAAGAUUCUUUCAGCUACUUCAUUUUCUUGCAGGACUACUCGACUUGGCUAAUUCCUACUGUGAGACACAGCUCAAACGCCUCUGCGAACGAAUUAUAAAACAAGGCAUCACCGUGGACAAUGCCGCCAUGUUGCUUGCGGCGGCACUCAAAUACGAGGCUGUGGUAAGAAAUAAACUAAGGAUCCUCUUUCACGAAGGUCAUGUUAAUCUCCUUUAGCACUGAAGCUGUGCUGAGCCCGGGUUUGGGGGUGGGGGUGGCCGGGGGUUACUCAUCCAAUUGUAUACGGGGUGGCUCCGCCCCGAGGUCCAACUCCCUACCCAGGUAUAUACCAUUUUUGACAGAACAGUUACCCCCCCCCCCCUGCUCGCAGAUUCCGUAGCAGUUAAGCGUUAGUCGAUUUCUAUUUCUUUUCUUUCUAGGAUCUGGAAGAAUUCUGCUUCAAGUUCUGUGUCAAUCACCUGACGGCAGUCACGCAAACUGAAGCCUUUAAUCAACUGGAUGAGACAACAGUUAAGGAGUUUAUUCAAAAAGCUGCUAAGUGGGGUGCCUUUAGAUACUAA
Porites evermanni is the source of this 11883-nucleotide messenger RNA. The record is from the annotation of a GenBank genome assembly. NCBI's taxonomy places the organism in Eukaryota, Metazoa, Cnidaria, Anthozoa, Scleractinia, Poritidae.